AACUGGAAUAAACAUGGCGGACAUGAUUCUUACGAUAAAAGUGCUCGCCAUCAUGAUAAAUUUGGCAAACAGCAUUCGGGCCAUAGUAAUUCCGGUCAAGAUAAUCACGGAGGUCAUGGAAACGAAGCAUGGGGAGGUCACAAAAAGCAUGGCAGCAAAUCUGGAGACCAUUAUCUUAAAGAUCAGGGACACAAAAACCACGGAUUUAAGAAUACUUAUCAUAAAGAAGAGCACGGAGAUCAUAAAACCUAUCACGACAACUUUCGCGAUAGCGAUCAUCACAAGAAAAAUAAAGAUCAUCACGAUGCCUAUGAUUAUCACGGUGGUAAGCACCAUAAAAGUAAUCAUGGUAAGGGCUAUCAUGGCAAUCACGAGCACGGCGGUCAUUUCAAUAAACACGGAGGUGGACACCAUCACAAUUCUCAUUCUGAACACGGAGGACACGGAGGAGGCCAUCAAGGAGGAGGAGGUGGAGGAUACAGCAGUCACGGAGGAUACGGUGGACACGGAGGACACGGAGGACACGGAGGUCACGGUGGCGGAUACGGUGGUCAUCACGGUGGAUACGGCCAUCACUAA
This is a messenger RNA of Centruroides sculpturatus (bark scorpion), 579 nucleotides long. RefSeq names its product cold and drought-regulated protein CORA-like. The annotation marks the transcript as partial. NCBI's taxonomy places the organism in Eukaryota, Metazoa, Arthropoda, Arachnida, Scorpiones, Buthidae. The record is from RefSeq and is a predicted model, not a curated record. The transcript is spliced from 2 exons.